Molecule: messenger RNA, 1217 nt
Organism: Chaetomium fimeti
Lineage: Eukaryota; Fungi; Ascomycota; Sordariomycetes; Sordariales; Chaetomiaceae
Product: glycoside hydrolase family 18 protein
Exons: 2
Coding region: 1-1125 (374 amino acids)
Biological process (GO): carbohydrate metabolic process
Molecular function (GO): hydrolase activity, hydrolyzing O-glycosyl compounds
Source: RefSeq, a predicted model, not a curated record
AUGCAUGUCGUUCACCAAAUCAGAUGCAGCUCUUCACCCCAAGAAGAACUCCCGCGCCUCAUCCUCUACCACCAAACCACGCACGACGCCGCCGGCCGGCCCAUCUCGCUCCUCCCGCUCAUCCACACCCGCCGCAUCGCCCUGACCCACCUCAUCAUCGGCGCCCUGCACGUGCACGCCAACGGCACCACCAUCCACCUCAACGACCACCCGCCGCUGCACCCGCGCUACCGCACCCUGCGCGCCGAGGCCCGCCUGCUGCAGGAGGCUGGUGUGGUGGUGCUGGGCAUGGUUGGCGGUGCUGCGAGGGGGUCGUUUGCGCGGGGGACGCUUGAUGGUGGCGGUGGGGGGGAUGGUGGUGAUAAUAAUAACGGUGGUGGUGGUGGUGGUGGCGCGGCCUUUGAGCGCGCUUAUGGGUUGUUGCGCGGGGCGGUGGGCGCGUAUGGUCUGGAUGGUGUUGAUCUUGAUGUCGAGGAGCCGAUGACGUUGGGCGGGGCGGUAGGGCUGGUGCGGCGGCUAAGGGCGGACUUUGGGCGCGCGUUUGUGGUUACGUUCGCGCCGGUUGCGACUGCGUUGUUGGCGAGUGCGGUUGGGCAGGGGGGGAUUAAUCUGAGUGGGUUUGGGUAUGGGGAGUUGGAGAGGGUGGUGGGUAGGGAGGUGGGAUUCUAUAACGCGCAGUUUUAUAACGGGUUUGGGGGGGCCGGGGGUACGGCGCUGUUUGAUGGGAUUGUGGCGGGCGGGUGGGCACCGGAGAGGAUUGUGGUUGGGCAGUUGACGAGUCCGGUGAAUGGGUUCGGGUUUGUGAGGCACGAGGAACUGGGGAGGACGGUGGCUGCGCUGCGGGAGAGGUAUAGCGAGAUUGGGGGGGUUGCGGGGUGGGAGUACUUCAAUGCGGUUCCUGGGGGGGUGGGGAGGCCGUGGGAGUGGGCAGAAAGCAUGACGCGGAUUUUGAGGCCUGGGCGGGAACCGGUGUUGAGGAUCACGAGGGAGAAGGCAGAGAUGUUGAAUGAAGCGUGGAUGACGAGUGCUGCAGCAGGAGUUGAAGUCGAAGAUGGGGUCGGGGCGGCGGAACGGUGGGUUGGGUUGGUGCCGAAUGUGGACUACCUGGGCAUGGUUAAUGAAUAGGAGUUGUUAUUUUUCAAUUUUGCACGUUUCUUUGCUCCAUGCUGACUGAAAUGAACUUUCCCACUAUUCAUGUUUUGUUGGUGUUUGGUCCG